Argentina anserina (silverweed cinquefoil) is the source of this 1541-nucleotide messenger RNA. Its product is annotated as mitochondrial arginine transporter BAC2-like. Gene Ontology annotation, biological process: transmembrane transport. The record is from RefSeq and is a predicted model, not a curated record. NCBI's taxonomy places the organism in Eukaryota, Viridiplantae, Streptophyta, Magnoliopsida, Rosales, Rosaceae. The coding region runs from base 424 to 1320 and encodes 298 amino acids. The transcript is spliced from 2 exons. Gene Ontology annotation, molecular function: transmembrane transporter activity.
GUUUCCAACAAAGCUUCGUCAGACACCACAAAAAUGCCAAAACUUUGUUGUAAAAUGACUAAAAUCCACUUGCUCAAUCUGUCUUCCAGGUCGUCAGCAGCCACUAGCCAGUAGUCACCAUAAAACUGGUUUUUGUUGAGAGGAUUAAGAGACAAAGUUAUCAUAGGCUGCUUUGGACUAGCCUCAAAGCUUAAGCUUCAUUGUGAUCUUCCUCUCUUUCUAGUUCAAUCUGGUCCAAGAAACAGAUUGAAGUAGAAAGAGAGCCUAGUUUUUGUUGUCUUCUUCUUCUUCUUGUGGCUGUAGGAUUUCCCAAACAGAUUUGGAUACAAGACAGAGAACCCAAAACGGGGAAAAGUGUUUGGUGAUUAAGUUGUGGAACUUGAGUCGUUUGGUAAGAUGUGAGUGGCUUUUCUGAAAGUAAAGAUGGAAGAGUUUGUUGCUAGCAGUUGGGGAAGAGAAUUCGUUGCUGGAGGGUUUGGAGGUAUUGCUGGUAUAAUCUCAGGGCACCCACUUGACACUCUUAGAAUCAUGCAACAGAGUUCAAAAACUGGUUCUGCUUUCAGCAUUCUUCGCAAUGUCGUCGCCACAGAAGGCCCGACUGCUCUCUAUAGAGGCAUAGCUGCUCCUUUGGCCUCCAUCACAUUCCAGAGUGCCAUGGUUUUCCAGACAUAUGCUAUUCUGUCAAGAGCUUUUGAUCCAUCGGUUUCUCCUAAAGACCCUCCUUCUUACAGGGGUGUUGCACUAGGAGGAUUUGGCGCUGGUGCUGUGCAGAGUUUAAUGAUCACCCCAGUAGAACUCGUAAAGAUCCGUCUUCAGCUGCAAACCAAGACGCAAAAAGGCCCCAUAGAUGUUGCCAGAAGCAUAAUGAAAGCAGAAGGGCUAAAAGGAAUGUAUAGAGGCUUAACCAUCACCAUGCUAAGGGAUGCACCAGCUCAUGCUAUCUACUUCUCUACUUAUGAGUACAUGAAAGAGCAGCUUCAUCUGGGAUGUAGAAAGACUGGCGAAGAGAGCUUGCACACUACGUUGGUGGCUGGAGGACUAGCAGGAGUAGCUAGCUGGAUCAGUUGUUAUCCCUUAGAUGUUGUAAAAACAAGAUUGCAGGCUCAAUCCAUGUACCCUCUACCGAAAUACACCGGAAUUGUUGAUUGCUUCCGGAAGAGUGUGACAGAGGACGGGCACGGCGUGCUGUGGCGAGGACUAGGAACUGCGGUUUCUAGAGCAUUUCUUGUGAAUGGGGCUAUCUUUGCAGCUUAUGAACUUGCUAUGAAGUGCAUAGGCAGCAGAGGAAGCGUGGUUCUAGCAGAUAACGCUGUCUUGUAAAAACAUGCGUUCUGCAAAAUGAAGAAGUUCAAUUGAGACCAAACAACAAAAGGAAGGGUUCAAUUGCAUUUGCAGCCAUUGUGAAUAUGUGAUAUAGAUAUUUAGUAACAAUGUAAAGCCAGGAAAUGUAUGAUAGGCAAUAAGCCUUGGUGGCUUGUUGCAUAUUCUGUUUAUUUACACCUAGAAUGUACAUUUCUUAAAUCAAAAGGAUGAUUCUCUUA